Molecule: messenger RNA, 1611 nt
Organism: Centruroides sculpturatus (bark scorpion)
Lineage: Eukaryota; Metazoa; Arthropoda; Arachnida; Scorpiones; Buthidae
Product: glycine receptor subunit alpha-3-like
Exons: 8
Coding region: 1-1197 (398 amino acids)
Biological process (GO): chemical synaptic transmission; signal transduction; chloride transmembrane transport
Cellular component (GO): membrane; synapse; neuron projection
Molecular function (GO): neurotransmitter receptor activity; transmembrane signaling receptor activity; extracellular ligand-gated monoatomic ion channel activity
Source: RefSeq, a predicted model, not a curated record
AUGGUUUUCUAUGCCGCUUUAAUGCUCCUAUUAAUUACUUUUGCAAGUGACAGUGAUGAUAUGGAAAUUGUACCGAAGGACUAUAAUCGUGAUCUCCCACCAAUUAUUAACGAUCUUCCAGUACCUGUUUAUGUUUCCUGUCAAAUACUUGGAAUCGAUAGCAUAAAUGAAGCAAGCAUGGAUUUCCGUUUACUUCUAUUGAUUAUAUCAGUUUGGAAAGAUCCGAGAUUGAAUUUAAAGCAUAUAGUUUCGGAAUAUCCCGUUGUUUUUCCUUCUGGUGAAAGAGAGAAAAUCUGGAUGCCAAAAUUUGGAUUUCCUAAUAGCAAAAAAAUCGAGAAAUUUGAUGAAACGACGGGUUUUUCUGUUGUAAAAGUUUUAAAGGACGAAUCAUUAUACGGAGUUCUCAGGACAAAUUUGUUAGUAGACUGCCCAAUGGAAUUACACGAUUAUCCUAUGGAUGUCCAGAUUUGUCAAUUUUUAAUUUCUAUCAAGGUAUAUACAGAUAAAGAAACUGUAUUAAAAUGGUUGGGAGAAGAAGGAAGUCCUUAUCAGUACCUUGGUAAAAGCGUUCAUAUCAGGAAUAUAAAUUUACUAAAAUUUCAGAUGAAUGAUGUUCAAACAAAGAAAUAUACAGCUGUAUGGGUCAGCGGUAAUUUUACUACGUUAAUUGCCGAAUUUAAGUUUACACGACGUCUUACUGGAAACCUGAUGAAUGUCUACAUCCCUAGUACGUUAGUGGUCAUGCUGUCGUGGCUGUCAUUUUGGAUCGAUGUUCACGCAGCACCCGCACGCAUCACUUUGGGUGUGACUUCAAUCCUGACUUUAGUCACUCAUUUGGUGCAGUCCAGAAGCUUCGUGCCUCCUGUGGAUUAUUUAAAGGCUCUGGAUGUCUGGUUUAUAUUCUGCAUCGUUCUGAUAUUUUUAUCUUUACUGGAAUAUGCUUUAGCAUAUAAUUUCGUCUUAAAAAAGCGAACGGCCAAAGAAACUCGUGUUCGUGCAUUCCGUCCAGAUUCUAAAGAGAAAGAAUCUCGAUUAGUCAAAGUGUGGAUAUCGUACUUGAAAGAUAAAACUUCUACUCUAAUUGAAGCGAAGGACUUGAAUGUUUACGAUAAAGUGUCAAGAUACUUGUUUCCCUUUGUGUUUGUUAAUUUUGCAAGCUUUUAUUGUGUAUAUUAUCUAUCGAAUAGAGAUUUAUAACAUGAAAGAACCACAAGAAUGGUGAAUGGUUGAUUACUACGAUUUUCAAAGCUGUCUAGAACGAUAUCUAGCAGUUCAAAUAUAAAAAUUUGGUAUGUGGCAUUUCAAAUCAGGAGGAAGAUAUUUUUGUAAUAGUACCAAAACUCAUCACUUGCCCUUUUGACGCUGCAAGCAACAGACAUUUCAUUUGACAAGACAUUACAAGACACGUUUUAUAUGUCUUGUAAUAUCUUUACAUAGCGAUGCAGGGAAUAGUGGUCAGUGUAAUCCCCAAUUUGAACAUGUAAAACACGAGCCGGCUGUUGACCAAUGUGUUUACUGGUCCCAUGUGACAUUUUUCACAUGCAGUGUGAUGGUGCCUUUCUAAGCUGCCAAAUUUGCAACAUAUCCUGUGUGUCCUCACAAAUGAAAUUA